AUGACAGAGAAAAAAGGAGAUAAAGAAGAAAGCACUAGCGACAGAGACAAAAAACAGAAAAAUAAGGUAACACUAGCGGCAGGCGCUUUCGGGAAAGCUGAAACCGCACCGUUUGCGGCCGAUUUGGCAGUGACAGAAGAACCAGAAAAAAUGAAUGGAGACGAAGAUAGAGAAACAGAACCAGCUCCUCAAGCCACGCAGGACCCUUUAGAUAAACAAGACAGCCAGAACCAACACAACAGCAACAGCAGCAACAGCAGCAGCAGCAUUAGCCAAACACCAGAGCACCACUCUGAAGGGCCUGGUAGUCCAGCAGAAAAUCCGCGAGUAACAGUGGGAGGAGACCCAGAAACACCAGCAGCAGCAGAAUUGGCAGUUGACUCAGAAGCAGCAGCAGCAACAGCAGAAUUGGCAGUAGAUCCAGAGCCAGUAACAGCGGCAGCAGCAGAAUCAGCACCAGACGUAGAGCCAGUAACAGCACCAACAGCAAAAUUAGCAGCAGACCCAGAUCCAGUAACCGCAGCAGCGGCAGAGUUGGUAGCAGACCCAAUGCCACUAACCGCGGCAACAGCAGAACUGGCAGCAGACCCAGUGCCAGUAACUGCAGCAACAGCAAAACUGGCAGCAGACCCAAUGCCAGUAACCGCAGCAACAGCAGAAUUGGCAGCAGACCCAGAAGCAAUUACGGCAGCAGCAGAAUUCGCACAAGACCCUAAACCAUUACCGUCGGAAACAUCACCCCCAGAAACUGCUGUAUCAGCAGUGGAAACCGCAGUAGCAACGGGAGCAGCAGAAAAUGCAAAAUCUGCUGGGAACGCAGCAGCAGGCGGCAAGCAGGAUAACCAACCCCUGGCUUUACCAACCGCAGAAGAAAAGACCGAAGAAAAAACGGUCAAAGAAGUGUUCGAGGGCAGCUGCUUCGUGUUCAACAAGCGUUUAAGGGGUGCAGCAGCAGCAUCCAGUUCCAAAACAACUGCCAAGGAGUGCCAGGCCCAAUGCGCCUCCCUGCCGGGGUGCGCUUACUUUUCCUAUGCGCUGUCUAGCUCUUCUCCUCCCUUUGUAGCUCUUUGUGAACAUUACAUAGCCACAGAGAAACAAGACGAAACCACAACCCUCUCUCUCUACUCCCACAGGGGGGCCCUCACAGCGCAAGUCAAUUGUAGGGUCCCAGGGGAGCUCCAGUAUUUGGGGCACCACAAGGCAAGUUCUCACGCACCCGCAGCAGCAUAUACAACAAGAGAAGCAGCUAGAGGCAACAAACAGUCAGCGGGCAAGACUGGGGGCUCAUCGAUAUCUAUGGGCCCCCACACAUCCUCCGCUGCCUCGCCUGCUGGCUCCCCAAGGAGGGCUCCUAGAGGGCCCCCGCUAGGGCGAUCGGGCCCCCCCGCAAGACUGGCGCACCGGGCCCAGCAGUGCUCCGACUCAUACAGCCUGCAGGACACGUAUAUGGGCGACGAUUUCCUGAACCUUGCGAAAUUUUUCUUUUUUGAGUGGGGGGACCCGACUGGUGGCACUGUGCAAUAUGUGGGACAGGCAGAUGCUCAAAAAUACAAUUUAAUCAAGGUAAUGAGCAACGGGAGAAUACAAAUAUUGGCGGACACCACGGAGACCUUAGGGGACGGGCAGGGGAGGAAGUCGAUCAGGUUGACCUCACAGAAGGGUUGGGACGACGCUUUGUGGGUGUUGGACUUGAACCACAUGCCAACUGGGUGCGGCACCUGGCCUGCGUUCUGGACAGUGGGGUGGGAGCCGUGGCCAGAUACGGGAGAGAUCGACAUAAUAGAAGGGGCCAAUCUGCAAGACCACGCACACUCCGCCUUGCACACAAAAGAGGGCUGCGUGAUGCCCGCAGAUACCAGCAAUUUCAACGGCGCCUGGAGCCAAACCGCCAGCGGUCCCGCCUUGAACUGCUGGAACUUGGCAACUCCAGACAACACGGGAUGUUCCAUAGAGUCUUACGAGGACGCCUACGGGGCGCCCCUGAACAACAAGGGGGGUGGCUACUACGUGAUGCAGCUGCACCACGCCAAGUACAUCCGCAUCUGGUUUUUCACUCGCCAAGAGGCACCUGCGGACCUGACUAGUGGACAGCCCACGCCGGACUUUUGGACCAAGAAGCCCCUUGCGUACUUCACCUUCGGCUCCAACUGCGACGGCUAUGAGUACUUCAAGGAGCAGCGCAUAGUCAUUAACACCACCUUCUGCGGGGGCUACUCCGGCUACAACUUCACGACGGCCAACGGCUGUCCUGGCAACGGCCUUGCGGACUGCGAAAACUAUGUCCGCAAGAACCCGGGCCAGUUCACGCAAGCUUACUGGGACAUCAACUCCAUCGAGGUCUACAAGAGGGCGGGGCAGCAGUGCCAGACAGUCACUGACACCACCACCCAGUCCACCAGCACUUCGUCUUCGUUCACAUGGCCCAGCUGGGGGGACGGCGGCGGCUCGGGAGGCGACUGGGGCGGCGGUGGCAAUGAUAAUACUGGGGGUUCAGGAGGGAUAGGGACGACGACGACGACAACAACAACAACAACAACGACAACCAAGAGAGGAAGCUGGUGGCCCUGGGGUAACAGCACUGCAACGCAGACGCCUUCUCUCGUUCUCGUUGCUUUGCUGGCUGCUCUUGCUGCGCUUUAA
Messenger RNA from Eimeria necatrix, 2640 nucleotides. Its product is annotated as PAN domain-containing protein, putative. Gene Ontology annotation, molecular function: hydrolase activity, hydrolyzing O-glycosyl compounds. Bases 1 to 2640 code for a protein of 879 amino acids. Gene Ontology annotation, biological process: glucan catabolic process. Lineage: Eukaryota; Apicomplexa; Conoidasida; Eucoccidiorida; Eimeriidae. The transcript is spliced from 4 exons. The record is from RefSeq and is a predicted model, not a curated record.